UCCUGUUUGGUGUUGUAAGACACCAUAACAAACUGAAAGUAACAUAAACAGAUUGGAGUAUAUAACUGUGUUACAUCAAAUCAAAUUUGUUAUUCGUUUAAAUCAGUAAAAUGACUAAGAUUAGUAAGAAGGAGGUGUUGUUUUUAUAUGUUUUGGUAACAACUUUACUUGACACCAAUGCUUUAAAAAAUGGAAAUAAAAAAGAUACUUCAACAAGUGAGGGACAGGGAUGUUUUUGUAAGUUACAUGGAGAAGUUGACGAUUGUUCCUGUAAAGUUGAAAAUAUUGAUUCUCUCAACAACCGGAUGGUCUAUCCUAGAAUGAAGAGUUUGUUGAGCAAGAACUACUUCAGAUUCUUUAAGGUGAAUUUAAAAAAGAACUGUCCUUUUUGGGCAGAUGACAGUAGAUGUGCCAUGAGGAAUUGUGCUGUUGAUGUAUGCACAGAGGAACAAUUACCUGAUGGGUUAAAGAAAAGGACUGGACAAAAUGGCAAGGACAGAGAUAGUGAAGUUCAUGAAGAUUGUGAUGAUGAUUUAGGAUAUCUAAACACCACUAUCAGGUAAGUAAUAAAGUUAUUAGUUUCCUACCAGUUUAAUUAGAGAGGACCUUUAAGAGGUCUGCCAG
This is a messenger RNA of Ruditapes philippinarum (Manila clam), 624 nucleotides long. RefSeq names its product ero1-like protein. The record is from RefSeq and is a predicted model, not a curated record. Gene Ontology annotation, biological process: protein folding in endoplasmic reticulum. Gene Ontology annotation, molecular function: protein-disulfide reductase activity; thiol oxidase activity; FAD binding. Gene Ontology annotation, cellular component: endoplasmic reticulum membrane; endoplasmic reticulum. Lineage: Eukaryota; Metazoa; Mollusca; Bivalvia; Venerida; Veneridae. The transcript has 5 exons. The coding region runs from base 111 to 563 and encodes 150 amino acids.